This is a messenger RNA of Bactrocera tryoni, 1210 nucleotides long. RefSeq names its product borealin-like. Bases 170 to 1123 code for a protein of 317 amino acids. The transcript has 4 exons. NCBI's taxonomy places the organism in Eukaryota, Metazoa, Arthropoda, Insecta, Diptera, Tephritidae. The record is from RefSeq and is a predicted model, not a curated record.
UUUCGGUCUUGUGUAAAGUCGAUUUGAUUAUUUCAACGCCAUUAAUACAUAUUUGUUAAGUGAAUUCCUUACAAUAAGACAGAAAAAUAGCCAUAACGUAAUUGUUAAUAUUAUAUUGGUUUAAAAAACACAUUUUAUUAAUUAAAAACCGACGAUUUGCAAAAAGAAAAUGCCGCGUACGAAGGUUUCCAAGUCUACCAAACGUUUUCGUGAAACGUCAAAUUCUGAAGAAAAAUUGCGGGAGUUUGAAGCAUCAUUUGAUGGCUAUUUGCACGCAUUAGAAUUAAAAGGAAAAGCGCAAAUAAAAUCUAUUGAAGACAAGUUUUAUGUGUUACUAAUGGGCACUGAUUCAAAUGUCCUUAAUUUACUAAUGGGAGAUGUAUUGUCUCUGAAUUUAACAAAACCUGAAGAUUGCAAAAAAUAUUUGAAUACUUUGGCGGUAAAUAAUAGCGCUGGUGGCGCCAAACAAACCUCCGGAAAGCAAUUAAACCCAAACGAUGAAGGUUACCUUACAGAGGAUAGCACAAACGGUGGCAGUACAAUAGGUAUCUCAACCUCGACUUUAAGUGCAUAUAGUCGGGCAUCUAUUAAACAACAGCAACAGCGUGGUCGCACUCCUGGGCCGCUAAGUUCAGCUAGAGCUCGGCGUCCGCGUCGUAGUCGAUCAGCUUGUGAUGAUUUAGUGCAAGUAUCCACAAUAAAGUCAACAAAUUCCUCCACCGUUAUGGACACACGUAUUUCGCGGAGCAAAAUGCGUACACCAACUGCUACACGCUCCAAAGCUUUUAGUGCUGAUCGUUCAUCACAAAUGUGCGGCCAACAGUUCUCAAUGACAAUGUCGACAUCAUCUCCGGCGGCAGCAUUUUUACGGUGGCCGAAACCUGGUGAAGUGGUAUUGUCCAAAUGUGGAAGUCCAGUAGUUGCUCAUGUGCUGCCCGAUAAAUUUGCCAAUGUGAAUAUACCUACAAAGAAUGGUGUGUUUUCAUUACGACCAAAGAAACUGGAAGAACUGAAAUCGGACAUUAUCGAUGCUAUUGAUGCAGACACACUUAACCAAAUCAAAACAUUACAUGAUAAUUUAAAUUUAAUCAUGAAAAUGGCUGAUGGCUCCUCAACGAAAUAGUGCUUAUCAUCGUAUGACUUCAUUUCAUUUAUAUAGUAUUACUUACUUUCUUCACAAAAUAUAAUGUUAACAUUAUAAUUGACUUAA